Messenger RNA from Dermacentor andersoni, 2339 nucleotides. Its product is annotated as lysosomal aspartic protease-like. The record is from RefSeq and is a predicted model, not a curated record. Lineage: Eukaryota; Metazoa; Arthropoda; Arachnida; Ixodida; Ixodidae. Gene Ontology annotation, cellular component: lysosome. Gene Ontology annotation, molecular function: aspartic-type endopeptidase activity. Gene Ontology annotation, biological process: proteolysis; cell death.
UGCGUACGUACUGGCUAAGCGCACAGGUCAGUCAACUUGUACAUUCAGAAGCCAUGAAGCUGCUGGUGCUCCUCGGCGCCGUGCUGGUCACCAUUAUCGCGGUGAAGUUUGCCAACGCGACUAAGCAACUCAAGAUUCCCCUGAUGUACGUUGGCCACAACUACACAACUUACCUGGGGAGGUCGCCACAGACGGAACCUCUCAGCUGCGACGCAGACAUGCGGUACGUCGGCGUGGUAACCCUAGGCACGCCACCGCAGUCAUUCAAGGUGAUCUUCGACACGGGCUCGUCAAACCUGUGGGUGCCGUCGAGCAAAUGUGUCGAUUCAAACAUCGGAUGCCGUGGUCGAAGCAAGUACGACAAAGACGCAUCGUCGACGUACAAGAAAAAUGGGCGGCGCUUCAAGAUGAGGUACGAGUCCGGCCUAGUGCGGGGAACGUUGAGCAGAGACGACCUGGGCGUUGCGGGCGUCUCCGUCAGGGGACAACUGUUCGGCGAGGUCACGCACACUACCGGAGACGUCUUCAAGGUGGUUGCCUUCGACGGAAUUUUCGGCCUCGGCUACCCGGACAUCUCAGAGAAGGACGUGGUUCCACCGUUUGACAACAUGCUCAAGCAGGAGCUCGUCACAGAGCCCCUGUUCUCGGUGUUCCUCAGCAGCACGCCCAGCGAGCAGAACGGAGGUGAAAUUCUUUUUGGGGGUGUCAACAGCGAGCGCUACACAGGAGACAUCACCUACGCGGACGUCACUAAAAAGGGCUACUGGCAGUUCAUCAUGGACGGUCUCCAGGUAGGAAGCAAGUCAAUCGUGACCAGCUCAUCUGAAGCAGUCGUUGACAGCGGCACUACGAUUAUGGCGGGGCCCAAAGAAGAAAUCGAACGCAUCAACAAAUAUCUCAAAGCGACUCCUAGUCCUCGAGGGAACUAUCGUGUGAGUUGCAAGAACAUUCCUAAAAUGCCCAAAGCUGUCUUUACCAUCGGUGGCAGGCAAUUUGAAUUUGAAGCUAAAGACUACAUUCUACAGGGCCCUGCUCUUGAUGAGUUAUCUGAUGAGGAGCAGAUGUCUGCAAAACCCCAGGCAGCCAAGGCAGCCGAGUCAUUAAUUGAGGCUACAAUGACUGAAGAGCAGAAGACAUUGGAAAAAGAGGCUCAGCGGAAGCAGCUAGAAGAAAUCUAUCGACUUAUGGCAGCACACAGUGACAAGUUUGGAGACACUUCAAUGGAGGACAUUGUGAGCCAAAUGGCAUUGUAUCGAUGAUGGGCAGCUGGGAAAAAUUUUCUCACACCACAUGUGUAUGUGAAUCCACUGUUGAACACCUUAUUUUGCUUUGUUAAUGCAUAACUCACGCCUAUAUUUUAACUAGUCAUGUCUGUAGUUUCUCUUUUGUUUAGUAACUCAUAACUUUUGCAUAAAAGCAAUUGUAUUGCUAUGUACACAACUACAUUCCAUCCACUUUGAUAGCUUUUCUUUCUGUGCAAAGCCAGGUCACCUAAAACAUUACACUGCCACAGUCAUAAUGGCACAAAAUAAUACAAAAGCAUUUUGUGACUAUUCUUUCUUCAGCAUAAGUGGCACUCCACUGAUGGCAAUAUACUGAAAAAUAGCUUUGUGUACAUGCUGUGUAACAUGCACUGUCUUUUCAUCAUUUGCCAUUCAGCUGGUUGAUAGCUAAAGUCAUUGCAUCUAAGGUCUGCUUGUGAGACACGAGAACUUGUCACAACUGUAGCACAAUUUUAAUACUAACCGUAUGCAGUUUGAACCACUAGCAUUGUAUGCAGCGGCAAAAGCUGUCAUAACCACUUUGCCUACUAUAUGUCGCACAUACUUGAUAUUGCUGAAGUUAUAAAAACAUGUGCACUUGUGGCCUAAUUCUAUCUAACUUAGUCACAACUAGGAAGUUUUUUUAGGGAUGAGUGUUUCCAGCAUUGUUUGCCCAUAUGCAUGUUAUGCUGGUAUUUUUGUGUUCCUCAGUUUUGUGCCAUACUUUUCUUGGUUGCAAAGGCUAAUCCUAUCAUUUGCUUAUACUCGGUAUGUUUUUUUUUUUUUUUUUUUUCACUGGCUGAAAACUUAAUGCUCUUGGCAGUGCCUAGAAUACAUUUUCUGGCUUCUUAAAAAAGCAUUGGUUCCAGUACGGUACGGCGAAUGUUAUGCGACGUGGCAUGGACACUAAGCCAAAAUGUGCGUCUUAUUACACUAAUUGCAUGCAUGUUAUAUGGCAUUGUGUAACAGAUUGAUGUCUUCAAACUUCUCAUGGAUAUUUGGCACCGUUUAAACAGCUUCUGAAGUUGCUGUAAUUUGCAGUCAUUGAAUUUUACAAAUAAAUUGUUGCACCUUUCA